AUGGUUGAUGAGUACAGGGCUAAGAUGCCAUUUCCUCAGAAAAUCUGUCAAGAGGAAAGGGAUAAACUGUUUGUUCGCUUUGCGGAGUAUCUGAGAGUACUAGAGAUAAAGAUCCCUUUCGUAGAAGCUCUUGAACAGAUACCUUCUUAUACGAAGUUCAUGAAGGACAUUCUAAGUCAUAAGAAGGAUUGGAGAGAGACACAAACAGUCCUCCUUACUAAGGAAUGUAGUGCAACCAUUCAGAACAGCUUGCCAGAGAAGCUUAAAGAUCUUGGAAGCUUUAUGAUACCAUGCACUCUAGGUGUUUCUUGUACAAGGACAACUCUAUGUGACCUUGGAGAAAGCAUCAACCUAACACCUGCUUCUUUAAUAAAGAAUCUCUGUUUGAUUGAGGAAGUCAAACCAACCCGCAUGUGCUUUCAACUUGCUGAUGGGUCUACUAAGAUACUAUCAGGAAUAAUAAAGGACAUGAUUGUCAAGGUUUGA
Molecule: messenger RNA, 486 nt
Organism: Arachis duranensis
Lineage: Eukaryota; Viridiplantae; Streptophyta; Magnoliopsida; Fabales; Fabaceae
Exons: 1
Coding region: 1-486 (161 amino acids)
Source: RefSeq, a predicted model, not a curated record